Molecule: messenger RNA, 1014 nt
Organism: Heterostelium album PN500
Lineage: Eukaryota; Evosea; Eumycetozoa; Acytosteliales; Acytosteliaceae
Exons: 4
Coding region: 1-1014 (337 amino acids)
Biological process (GO): regulation of apoptotic process
Source: RefSeq, a predicted model, not a curated record
AUGAGUUGGUUAAACAAUCAAUCAAAAACGACUUCCACAACUACAACUUCAUCAUCGACAUCUCCAAAAACAGAUAAAAUGGAACCACAUACAACAGUCACAUACGAGGGUAUCUUGGAUGUUGCCAAGAAAUCAUCACUUCACAGCUUAAAGUAUAAGAAUUCUUAUGUUAGACUUGUACCAGGUGGAUUAUAUGUAUAUCGUACUGAACAGGAUGAUGAUUUUAAAUGUGUAGAUAUAGAAUUUGCAAUGUUGGAUAUUACACCGGCCAACAACACCAGACCACAUACUUUUUCAGUUAGAAAUUCAUCAAACAAAGUAACUUAUUUUUCCGCCAAUUCUCAACAAGAAUUUGAAAGUUGGACUGAACAUGUAAAGACAUGUACUGGUAAAAAGAAUGUUGGUGUACCAAUGAUCAGUAAUGAUGGUGCUGUCAAGCGUGAGGGCAGAACCGACGUUUUGUUUAGAGCAAAGAAGAAUAUCUCUGGAAAGAUCGCUUCGUCCGGCGUCGGAAAGAGCGGUCUGAAAAAGUUGAUUCCCGAGGAAGGUCGUGAGUUGAUUUCCUCGGUGAAGAAGAUCAUUCGUCGUGUCUCCAGCGAGGACAAGGCCAAUGAAAUCGAGAAGAACAUCAUCAAGAUUCUGGUCAAGGUGUUCUUCCAGAUCGAUUCAAAGACCAUCGAACUCCAGGACUUGGCCAAGGUCGACAAAGCACUGCGCGAGGCAUUCAACAACUUGGAUCGUGCAUUCCGCUUCUAUGGUGUCAAGAAAUCGACCGACUUGAUGCCAAUCUUUGAAAAGGUUUCACAGGCUCUCAAGGACGCCGAGAACGAGUCGGUGCUCCUCUUCUCACCCUAUUUGCGUCCACACAACAUUCAGAAGAUGAGAACCACUUUCGCUUUCAUCGGAUCGACCGAGUUCUUCUCCAAGGUCUGGGAUGACAUGGAAAUCGAAGAUGAUCUAUUCCUCUUGGUCAGUGCAUUAAACAAAUAUACACAAAUUGAAAUUAUACAUUAA